ACAUGCAUCUCUAUUUUUCUUCCCAUCAAAACUUAAAAAAACCUUUCUCUUCUAAAAAAUAAUUAAUUAGCGGCCGCCGCCCCCCACCACUUUUACCACCGCCACCACCGAUACCACCAUACGAAUAAUGGGCACUUGUUGCUCUCGUGGGGAAUCUGGUGCUGGUGCACAUAUUAACGAAAAAGGAGAUCGCUAUACAUCACAUAAUAAUAACAAUAACACGAAUGGUAGUUUUCUUGGGCGUCAAGAUAACUCCACUACUCCGCCUAAGGCAACCGCUCCACCUUCUCCUUCUCCAUCCGUCUCACCUAAACCGGCAAAGGCAGCUCCUAUCGGACCGGUCCUAGGCCGACCUAUGGAGGAUGUAAAGUCAAUCUACACCAUGGGUAAAGAACUUGGUAGAGGACAGUUUGGGGUUACUCAUUUAUGCACGCUUAAGAGUACAGGUGAGCAAUUUGCAUGCAAAACGAUAGCGAAAAGGAAGCUAGUGAACAAGGAAGAUGUGGAAGAUGUUAAGAGAGAAGUUCAAAUUAUGCAUCAUUUGACAGGACAGCCUAAUAUUGUUGAACUCAAAGGUGCUUAUGAGGACAAACAUUCGGUUCAUUUGGUGAUGGAAUUGUGUGCCGGUGGCGAACUUUUUGAUCGGAUUAUCGCUAAGGGUCAUUAUACGGAACGUGCUGCUGCGUCUUUGCUUAGAACUAUUGUUCAAAUUGUUCAUACUUGUCAUUCUAUGGGUGUUAUUCAUAGAGAUCUUAAGCCUGAAAAUUUCCUUUUGCUUAGCAAGGAUGAACAUUCUCCUCUAAAAGCUACCGAUUUUGGCCUUUCUGUUUUCUACAAGCCAGGAGAAGUGUUCAAGGAUAUUGUAGGAAGUGCAUAUUACAUAGCACCAGAAGUGUUGAAGAGGAGAUAUGGACCAGAAGCUGAUAUAUGGAGUGUUGGUGUUAUGUUGUAUAUUCUUCUAUCUGGUGUUCCACCCUUUUGGGCUGAAUCUGAACAUGGGAUAUUCAAUGCAAUAUUACGCGGACAUGUUGAUUUUUCAAGUGAUCCAUGGCCUCAAAUUUCACCUCAAGCUAAGGAUCUUGUUAAGAAAAUGCUCAAUUCAGAUCCUAAACAACGUUUGACAGCCAUCCAGGUUCUAAGUCAUCCAUGGAUCAAGGAGGAUGGAGAAGCACCUGAUACUCCUCUUGAUAAUGCAGUAUUGAGUAGGCUCAAACAAUUCAAAGCCAUGAAUAGAUUCAAGAAAGUUGCCCUAAGGGUUAUUGCUGGUUGUCUAUCAGAGGAAGAAAUUAUAGGGUUAAAGGAGAUGUUCAAAGGAAUUGAUACUGACAAUAGUGGCACCAUUACACUUGAAGAACUUAAGCAAGGACUUGCCAAGCAAGGGACUAAGCUAUCCGAAUUCGAAGUUAAACAACUUAUGGAAGCCGCUGAUGCAGAUGGCAAUGGUACCAUAGACUAUGAUGAAUUUAUCACUGCAACAAUGCAUUUGAACAGGAUGGAUAGAGAAGAACAUCUUUACACAGCCUUCCAACAUUUCGAUAAAGAUAAUAGCGGGUACAUCACAACUGAAGAGCUCGAGCAAGCACUUCGUGACUAUGGAAUGCACGACGGAAGGGACAUCAAAGAAAUUAUUUCUGAAGUUGACAAUGACAAUGAUGGAAAUAUCAAUUAUGAUGAAUUUGUGGCGAUGAUGAAGAAAGGAAAUCCGGAGGCAAAUCCAAAGAAAAGGCGUGAUACUCUAUUUGUUUGAUCGGAACUAAGUUAAAAUAUUGGAGGAGAUGAACAAAGAAAAAAUUAAUUCAUUUGUACCUUAAUGACCUUAACAUUUGAAGUAGGUGGAGAAAAAAAAACAUACUAGAAAACUCAACAAGGAAUUGAAAACCAGUGUCUAAAGGGAGGCGAUGUGAUUGAAAAAACAAAAAGUAUUGGUGGUGUUAAGAGGGGGUAGUAAAAUUUGAAGGGUAUAAUUGGUUCUCUCCCUUGUGUGAACAUAAUGUAAUCAUAAUAUUUACAAAAGAGAACUAAUACUUAGGAAUCUAAUGUUUAUUUUUUAUUGUAUGUAUGUGUUGUUGCUAUCCAAUUUAGGAGUACAUUUUAA
Messenger RNA from Mercurialis annua (annual mercury), 2095 nucleotides. Its product is annotated as calcium-dependent protein kinase 17-like. The record is from RefSeq and is a predicted model, not a curated record. The transcript has 9 exons. The coding region runs from base 128 to 1747 and encodes 539 amino acids. Lineage: Eukaryota; Viridiplantae; Streptophyta; Magnoliopsida; Malpighiales; Euphorbiaceae. Gene Ontology annotation, molecular function: ATP binding; calcium-dependent protein serine/threonine kinase activity; calcium ion binding. Gene Ontology annotation, cellular component: cytoplasm; nucleus. Gene Ontology annotation, biological process: peptidyl-serine phosphorylation; protein autophosphorylation; intracellular signal transduction.